AGGCUUCCUUUAUCUUUUUCAAUUCUCUCUCUCUCUCUCUCUCUCUCUCUCCAUGCAUAAGCCUACCCUCCCUUUUUCCUCAAACACUUCUGUAUCAGAAGCUUAAUGGCGAAGUAACUCCAAAAUUCUCUUCCGUAGACAGAAAAUCUCCCUCCCUCUCUCUCUCUCUCUCUCUCUCUCUCUUUCUGACUCUCUCUCUGCAUCUGCAAGUCCUCCAGUAUUAUUCUGGUGAGUCAUUUCUCCAUUAACAGCAAACAAAGGAGGAGAAAGGAAGAGGAAGAAAAAAGAAGGGAAAGGAAAGAAAAAGAGAAAGAGAAAAGAGAAACAACAACGAUGGUUUUUACUGGAAUUCCAGUUUAUUUAGAUCCACCCAAUUGGCAGCAGGAUCAUCCGCGAGCAGGCAGUGGUGGUGGCGGCGGUGCAGCUGCGGGUGGAGUAGGUGGUGCUCCUGGUGCUGGCGGUGGUGGUACUGUCACCGGAUCGUCGGCUGACAAUCCUCCGAUGCCGAUCCUUCAUCCGCUGCCUUCAGAGAUGAUGCCGACAAGCACAGCUGCUAGUUCGGGAGGUUCCGCGAGGCCGAUACUUAUGGCGGAACGAGCCCGACUUGCAAAAGUUCAGCCACCGGAUAUUGCCCUCAAAUGCCCUCGCUGCGAAUCCACAAACACCAAAUUCUGCUACUACAAUAAUUAUAGCCUCUCUCAGCCACGCCACUUCUGCAAAACUUGCCGCCGAUACUGGACCAAAGGUGGCGCCCUGAGGAACGUUCCGGUUGGCGGCGGGUGCCGGAGGAACAAGAGGAACAAGAACAGCAGCAGCAACAACAGCAACAGCAACAACAGCAGCCGGUCUCAAGCUCUCGAGACUGGCAGCGCUGGCAGCUCCGGCGGUGCAACGGUGAUGUCCUCCGGCAACUGCACCGGCGAGAUAUUUGGGCUUGAUCACAACCCAGCUCCACCGUCCGUGCUUUCUUUCCUUCCCACCCUUCACGGCUUUUCGGACUACGGCAGUACUGGAACUGACAUCGGUUUAGCCUUCCCCAGUCGGGAUCUGGUAACUUCCGGUGCCGGAAACUCACUGGGCCUGGAUUUCGUGGCGGCAAAUGAUCAUCCAGAAAGCAGCAGCCUAAGCCAAUGGAGGAUUCAGCAGCAUUUUCCGACCGCCUUCCCGCGACCCGAUAAUUUGGCCCUCGUGGAGCCACAGUUGUUGCUACCUUUUGAUGGGGAAGGACUGGUAGAACAGCAGUAUCUUACUACGGCAGCCGCGGCAGCAACGCAACUGAGAAACAAGCCACCAAGCCACCUCGGUAAUGGCGGUACCCCAGUUAAGAUGGAAGAUAAUCAGCCACAGAAUCUCACAUAUUGGGGUGGAAACGCAUGGGGUGAUCUCUCCAGUUUUCCCUCAACCACGAGCUCGCUCUUGUGAUGAUAACCUGACGGGUAAAAUUUGAAUUUACUGAAUUAUAGAAAGUAACACUCGAAGUUUUCCUCUGAAAAUUCCAUUCAAUGGUGUAGGUUUUAGCAGUGGGGAUUAUGUUUCAGGUCACAAUGUUGUUGAAACUAAGAAACUUGUGGUACUUCAAUUCCUUUUAUUGUUGGGAGUGUAGAGUAGAAAUGCUUCUUUUUUCUCUUUUUUUGGUGGGGGAGAAAGA
Messenger RNA from Nymphaea colorata (pocket water lily), 1648 nucleotides. Its product is annotated as dof zinc finger protein DOF2.4-like. The record is from RefSeq and is a predicted model, not a curated record. Gene Ontology annotation, molecular function: DNA binding; DNA-binding transcription factor activity. The coding region runs from base 334 to 1422 and encodes 362 amino acids. NCBI's taxonomy places the organism in Eukaryota, Viridiplantae, Streptophyta, Magnoliopsida, Nymphaeales, Nymphaeaceae. Gene Ontology annotation, biological process: regulation of DNA-templated transcription. The transcript has 2 exons.